GCCUGUAACCAAACCCAGAGUCUAAUCCAGUCGGGACAACCGCUGGCAGAGGGCAUUCCUCUCCACCGAGCCGAGAAGCUUUCUAACGCAGCACUUUGUGUGGGAGGAAAUAUCACGAAGCAGUUUUUUUUUUAAAUUUGCAUUAAGAAGAAACCACACCCACUGCUGGGAUUCACUCAGAGGCUGGAAACGGGAGGGAGGACAGCAUCGCGGCGCACAGACUGAUCUGAUUCCAUGCUGCGUAAAAGUUCCAGCCAAUCGGCGUCGUGCGUAAAAGUUGCUUUUGGAGAACAUGCGCAGCUUUUGCGUCCCAGAGGCCGCUCAAAGUUUUCCAUCGGGAGUUGGGACUCUCCUGUCAGAACCCGCUCUGUUGCUCGCUCCCACUCUGACCUCCAGAAGGCUGACCCAACCUGGUUUGGCACGCUGCAGGCCUGAACUCCUGGACAGCGCUGACACAGGUGAGGAGGAGCCCAGGGUGUCUCUGGAAGCUGCUGACCUUUGGAAGCAGUUCCACACACACGACACGGAGAUGGUCAUCACUAAAUCCGGGAGGCGCAUGUUCCCGCCGCUCAGAGCCAGGUGUACGGGCAUGAACAGGAAGGCCAAGUACAUCCUGCUGAUGGACAUCGUGGGCGCAGAUGACUGCAGGUAUAAGUUCCACAACUCGCGCUGGACGGUGGCCGGGAAGGCGGACCCGGAGAUGCCYAGGCGCAUGUACAUCCACCCGGACAGUCCUGCCACAGGAGAACAGUGGAUGUCCAAAGCGGUCAACUUCCACAAGCUGAAACUGACCAACAACAUCUCCGAUAAGCAUGGAUUUACAAUUCUGAACUCGAUGCACAAAUACCAGCCGAGGUUCCACAUAGUGAARGCCAAUGACAUCCUGAAGCUUCCAUGCAGCACCUUCAGGACCUACGUGUUCGCUGAGACGCAGUUCAUYGCAGUGACAGCCUACCAGAACGACAAGAUCACACAGCUGAAAAUUGACAACAACCCUUUUGCGAAAGGAUUCCGGGACACGGGGAACGGACGGAGAGAGAAGAGGAAGCUCCAGCAGUCUGGACGAAGGUGCAGAGCGGCGGACGGGAAGCGUGCUCCGCCAGCUGACUACGGUGACGUCAGGUCUUCAGAUGCUUACACGAGUGACAGCGACAAAAGCUUUAACAGUGAGGAGUGUCCCGAACCGAAGCUGUUUCGAAGUUACAAUGGAGACCAGCCAGGGGUUUCCUUCACAGCAGGGACUCUACAGGCCUCCCACCCCACAGAAAACUCCUCUGAUGUAAYGCGCGGCACGCAGGACUCAGGCAGAGAGCGCUCACUCUGCAGCAGCUUUGCACCCAACUGUGUUUACUCCCCGGACUUUAACCGACACCUGUUGGAUGUGAACGCCUCGGGCCAUCUCCCCCAUUUGACACAAGUAAACAGCUGGUACAGAUGUGCCGCUGAUGGAGGCGUGCGGUGUGGUUUGAGACCGGCAGUGCCUCCUGGGACUCCGCUGUCGGUCGCCCUCAAGCAGCACACAGGGCUCCAGGAUGUGAUGAGCUUCCCACCAUACGGAGGCCUUCUCUUCUACCCGUACUCCCCCAUGAGUUCAUCAGUCCAGCACCAGAUCCCGRUCAUGCAGUCCAGACUGGAUCCCAGUUCCUCUCCCAGAGGUUCUGCACAGAGUUUAUUCUCCUCUCUGGUUUUAGCSUCAUCUGUUCUCCCAUCAAAGGAAAGCAGCUUCAGCUCCUACAAGCCAGAGUCACUAGCAGGGGGAGAACUCUGACUCAGAUUCCGACUGAUCUGCUGGAACCAAACGUAAUUUAAUGUCCCAGUCCUCCACACCACCUGCAGUGCAGACUCAGAGGACGAAUGAACUGCUUCCUCUUAGACGCUGCAUGAAAUUAUUAUGACAGUAAUCUUCAUGUUCAAAAUUGUUGUUUCCAUUGAUUGACUUUAAAAUGAUCUCAGAUGCAAUAAAAAGAAGAAACAAAAGAAGUUUUAAUGAAAUAUCUGGGUUGCAUGUAAACAAAAGCACCACCUCCAAAUGCAUCACUGUCAGUGGAAAUGUUAGCUCUGAUCGCCACAAACGGUAACUGUUCAGGAGUAACUUACAAAYGGUUACUCUGUUACCAUUUGUAACACAGUAACUGUUACAAAAGGUAACAGUUACCAUUAUUUUACCUGUUACCUGUUAUUUUAGUARCAUCUGGGUAAAUGCAAUCUAAAAUGAAUAACAAUACUUCACAUGUUAUAUAAAGUGUCGUAAUUUAUUAAUUAUUUAAAUCAACUAAGGCAAAAUGUGGGAACAGCUUCUGAACAUCUAAUUUCACUCUGGUUGAAAACACAUAUAGUAACAACAUCUUAAUUUCAUUGGCUCUACUGUAUCACUAUGRAAAUAACUCUUGAUACUAUAAUCCUGAACUCAAUGUGCUAGAAAAUGACAUGCUGAAUAUAAUUGCCAGCUAUGUUUUAAAGGAUUUUUAUUUGCAAAACAAUAAAAAAAUGUAUACUUUGUAUUGGCCAACMAAAUGAAAUUACAGUAAAUAACAUUGAAUUUUGUAAUGUGUGUUAUGAAACUACAUGUGAAAACUUCCAAAGGGUAUUAGUUUCUCAAGGCUUUAGAA
Molecule: messenger RNA, 2609 nt
Organism: Poecilia reticulata (guppy)
Lineage: Eukaryota; Metazoa; Chordata; Actinopteri; Cyprinodontiformes; Poeciliidae
Biological process (GO): positive regulation of DNA-templated transcription; regulation of transcription by RNA polymerase II; cell fate specification
Cellular component (GO): nucleus; chromatin
Molecular function (GO): DNA-binding transcription factor activity, RNA polymerase II-specific; RNA polymerase II cis-regulatory region sequence-specific DNA binding
Source: RefSeq, a predicted model, not a curated record